This is a messenger RNA of Rhinichthys klamathensis goyatoka, 1072 nucleotides long. RefSeq lists its product as uncharacterized. The transcript is spliced from 10 exons. Bases 178 to 1047 code for a protein of 289 amino acids. Gene Ontology annotation, molecular function: cysteine-type peptidase activity. Gene Ontology annotation, biological process: proteolysis. The record is from RefSeq and is a predicted model, not a curated record. NCBI's taxonomy places the organism in Eukaryota, Metazoa, Chordata, Actinopteri, Cypriniformes, Leuciscidae.
ACAUUCUGUAUCACAUAUACAUACUUACCCUUUUAAAAUUGUGCAGGUGACUUUUAUAUACAUACCCUUUAUACAGAUCAACGUUGGGAGUCCUUAGUGGGCUGUGUUGGGCCAAAUAGCCUUUCAGCUGCCCAUUUAAAAGCACUGUAUGAGCCAGGCUACAUACCAGAUGUGGUAAUGGAUGCUCUCAUGAGUAUCACCUGCAAGAAAUUCAAGGAUGUGUACAAUAUUUGUACACAAUCCAUGACUAAGAUUCUGUCUGGAUCGCAGAGGGUUAAAAGCCACUACUUCUGCAAGAAAGACCUAUUUAAAACCUACACUGAAGUUAUUGGUGCCCUCCUGGAAAAUGAAAAUCACUGGACCCUUUUUUUCUGUGACCUCACAAAACAAGAAGUCACAUACAUGGAUCCAUUUGGUGAAGCCAAUGGAAAGAAAAACGAGAUUCUGAAGAAUUGGAGUUAUUUUGCCAAAGCUAAAGGAUGUGCCCUAAAAUGGACAAGGAAUGAUGUGCCCCACCCCCGACAAGAGGAUGGACAUUCUUGUGGGGUCCAUGUGCUAAUGUUUGCUCAGGCCCUGCUUGAGGGAAAAGGUUUCGUGGAUGGAUAUGCCUCCGUGGAUAUACCCCAGCUGAGGGCACAGUUCUGCAACAUUCUGUUUUCCUCUUUAGAUAGAGGAGUAAAGUGCACAGUGUGCUGGAGUGUCCUGAUGAAAGAGAAGGGGCGCAAAAAAAAUCUCCCUGAAUUAGUCCUCAAUCUUCCCAAGAAAAUGAAGACUAAGACAAGCAUUUUUAGUGCACUAACAGAGGGCGAGGCUUCAGACCUUGCCACUGGUUUAACUAAAAGCCUGUGUCAAAAUGUCAGCCCAAAGUUGGUACGUAAAGACAUAAGUGACCACAAUGCAGAAGUGACCAGGACAACUCUGGCUAGUGUACGUGCCAACUUGCAAUCAAGCCUGGAUUCUAGAUCAGCUUUCAGUUUAUUAACCCACACAUUUGGUCCACAAGCAGUGGAUGGAGUGUUAGGCUUCAUCUCAGAGAGUCUAAAAUGAAAGCAGAACAAAUACAUUUCAAAUG